UUGGGCGGGUGUUGUGCUGGCUCUGUCAGCCGAGCAUGGCCCCGGCUGCAGGACAACCCCGCUGGCGCCGCCGUCCUGCCGGGGCCGGAGUUGGGGGGAUGUCCUUGGCCUUCCCUGUGGGCCGGAGGCAAAUCCCCUCCCUGUCCUUCUUGCUUCCUGCCCCAGGCCCUGAGCUGAGGACGGAGAGCCCGGAGGACAAAUCCCCCCGUGAGACCCUGGUGGGAGAGGCCGUUUUGAAGGGCUCCCCGGCGCAGGAAGGCAGCGGGGAGGAAAAGGGCCGGAGAUCCCCCCGCAGGAGGGGCUCCAAAGCCAUCCCAGGGUGCUCUGAGGAGGAAAGAGCCAGCCUGUGCUGGGAAGGCGGCUGGAGCUUGAGCGGGAGCUCUGAGCUGGCGGUCCCUGAGCAGUCUCUAAGCAGGGAAAAGCCCUUCAGGUGCUUGGAAUGUGGGAAGAACUUCAACCGUAGCUCCACCCUGCUCCAACACCAGCACAUCCACAGUGGGGAACGGCCUUACACGUGUGGGGAAUGUGGGAAGAGCUUCAGCCGUAGCUCCAAUCUCUGCACCCACCGUCUCAUCCACACUGGAGAACGGCCCUACAAGUGCUUUAAAUGUGGAAAGAGGUUUCGGACCAGCUCAAAUCUCCUCCUCCAUGAGCAGACACACACGGAUGAGAGGCCGUUUCGCUGCACUGACUGCGGGAAGGGAUUCAAGCGGAACUCCAACCUCCUCACCCACGGGCGCAUCCACACUGGGGAGAAGCCCUACAAGUGUGGGGAGUGUGGGAAGAGCUUUAGCCGAAGCUCUCAUCUGCUCCGGCACAAGCACAGCCACACUGGAGAACAGCCCGGGAAAGGGCGGGUGUUGUGCUGGCUCUGUCAGCCGAGCAUGGCCCCGGCUGCAGGACAACCCCGCUGGCGCCGCCGUCCUGCCGGGGCCGGAGUUGGGGGGAUGUCCUUGGCCUUCCCUGUGGGCCGGAGGCAAAUCCCCUGCCUGUCCUUCUUGCUUCCUGCCCCAGGCCCCGAGCUGAGGACGGAGAGCCCGGAGGACAAAUCCCCCCGUGAGACCCUGGUGGGAGAGGCCGUUUUGAAGGGCUCCCCGGCGCAGGAAGGCAGCGGGGAGGAAAAGGGCCGGAGAUCCCCCCGCAGGAGGGGCUCCAAAGCCAUCCCAGGGUGCUCUGAGGAGGAAAGAGCCAGCCUGUGUUGGGAAGGUGGCCAGAGCUUGAGGGGGAGCUCUGAGCUGGUGGUCCCUGAGCAGCCUUCCAGCAGGGAGAAGCCCUUCAAGUGCUUGGAAUGUGGGAAGAGCUUCAGGAAGAGCUCCCAUCUCCUCAGCCACCAGCACAUCCACACUGGGGAAUGGCCCUACAUGUGUGAGGAAUGUGGGAAGAGCUUCAGGCAGAGCUCCAACCUCCACAAACACCAGCGCAUCCACACUGGGGAACUUCCCUACAAGUGUGGGGAAUGUGGGAAGAGCUUCAGUGACAGUUCCAACCUGAUCCGCCACAAGCACAUCCACACUGGGGAACGGCCCUACACAUGUGGGGAAUGUGGGAAGGGCUUCAGUUGCAGCUCCACCCUCCACACCCACCAACUCAUCCACACCAGGGAACGGCCCUACACGUGUGGGGAAUGUGGGAAGAGGUUUCACACCAGCUCACAUCUCCUGAAGCACGAGCGGACGCACACGGAUGAGAGGCCCUUCUGCUGCACCGACUGCGGGAAGGGCUUCAGUCGGAACUUCCACCUCAUCACCCACCAGCGCAUCCACAGCGGGGAGAGGCCCUACAAGUGUGGGGAGUGUGGGAGGAGCUUCACCCAGAGCGGUAACUUGACCAAACACCAACGGACCCACCAGUAAGAGAAGCCCUUUGAGUUCCCCGACUGCAGGAAGAGCUUUGGCUGCUGCUUCCACCUUGAAUGAACCCCCUGAUUGUGAGGCAACCCCUGGAGUCCAGUGACUGUCAGUCCAUCCCUUUCGACCACAAAGGGCCAGUCCCCUUUCCCAGGGACAAGUUCUUCCAACAGAACCCUUUUUGAGGAGUGUGUGGAGAUUCCUGCCUUGGCUGGGGACCCCACAAGGUCACUGCUGGAGGUUGAGAGCAGAGAUCUCCCCACGAGCAUUGGUCUGGGGGAGUUCCAUCCAUCUCUAAUUAAGAAUUAUUGCUGUUGUGCCAGCUUGAGUAGAAUUGCUUCAACAAUUGCUUUGGUGUAGAGCACUGUCCUAUCUUAUCCUGUACUCCUGGUAAUUUUA
This is a messenger RNA of Pseudopipra pipra, 2246 nucleotides long. RefSeq names its product zinc finger protein ZFP2-like. The transcript has 2 exons. Gene Ontology annotation, cellular component: nucleus. The record is from RefSeq and is a predicted model, not a curated record. The coding region runs from base 36 to 1853 and encodes 605 amino acids. Gene Ontology annotation, molecular function: DNA-binding transcription factor activity, RNA polymerase II-specific. NCBI's taxonomy places the organism in Eukaryota, Metazoa, Chordata, Aves, Passeriformes, Pipridae. Gene Ontology annotation, biological process: regulation of transcription by RNA polymerase II.